This is a messenger RNA of Amphimedon queenslandica, 720 nucleotides long. RefSeq names its product cleavage stimulation factor subunit 1-like. The record is from RefSeq and is a predicted model, not a curated record. Gene Ontology annotation, molecular function: RNA binding; protein binding. Gene Ontology annotation, cellular component: mRNA cleavage stimulating factor complex. NCBI's taxonomy places the organism in Eukaryota, Metazoa, Porifera, Demospongiae, Haplosclerida, Niphatidae. The annotation marks the transcript as partial. Gene Ontology annotation, biological process: mRNA 3'-end processing. The transcript is spliced from 5 exons.
ACGUGGGGAAUUUUAAAUAUGGAGGCAACCAGUUCAGUAAAAGAAAGAGAACACCUGUACAGACUGAUAGUUAGUCAGUUACGUUAUGAUGGCUACGAAUCUGCUGCUUCUAAUUUAGCUCGUAACUUCAGUGCCUACCCUCCCUGCGCCCCAUCAUCCCGUCUCUCUCAUCUUGUAAGACUAGGAAACCAAAUGGAGGGAGAAGCCAGUAAGCCGGAUCACAGUGACGUAUUGUCACACAUUAGUGGGCGGGGCAUCAUGGACUUGGAAUUUGAGAGUGACGAGAAGAUUAUGUCUCCUCCAGCCCAUAGACACGAGUUAGGAUACGUAACGUCACAUAAAGGACCUGUCCUCUGUUCUAAUUUUAGCCACGACGGUAGACUGGUAGCAACAGGCUCUGCCGAUAUGUCCAUUAGGAUACUAGACGUUGAUCGAAUGGCCACUAAAAGUACCGUCGGCCAGCAAGACCCCCACCCUGUCAUUAGAACCCUCUACGAUCACUCAGACGCUAUUCUCUCUCUCUCGUUUCAUCCGACCGUAUCAGUACUUGCCUCAGGGAGUCGAGAUAAUUUUAUAAAGUUUUUCGAUUAUUCGAAACCCUCGGUCAAGAGAGCUUAUAGGUCUGUGAUUGAAGUGGCUAGCGUAAGGUGCUUAACUUUUCAUCCGUCAGGGGAUUAUAUAUUAGUGGGGACUGAGCAAAGCACAUGUGAGAGAAAUAAA